This is a messenger RNA of Meriones unguiculatus (Mongolian gerbil), 800 nucleotides long. RefSeq names its product UDP-N-acetylglucosamine transferase subunit ALG13 homolog. NCBI's taxonomy places the organism in Eukaryota, Metazoa, Chordata, Mammalia, Rodentia, Muridae. The transcript has 6 exons. Gene Ontology annotation, biological process: dolichol-linked oligosaccharide biosynthetic process. Gene Ontology annotation, molecular function: hexosyltransferase activity. Bases 597 to 782 code for a protein of 61 amino acids. The record is from RefSeq and is a predicted model, not a curated record.
CUCCCACGUGACCCAACGACAUCACUUCCGCUCGAGCGAUUCCGAAUCUGGAACCCGCGCGAUGAAGAACGCGUUUGUGACCGUCGGGACCACCAGUUUCGACGAGCUGGUCGCCCGUGUAGCUGCCCGCGACAGCGUUGAGCGGCUCGGUCCAAGACCCCCCCACCUCCGGUCCUUAAUGGUUGUUGCCACAGCGUCAUAGCCCGCGACCCCCGCCGCCUUGAGCCAGACACGGUGGUCUCUGUCCGCCAGCCCACCUGAACUACUUUAGCAGGUCAAGAGGGGCUUGGCUACUGCUUUGAGCCGUCCCGGCUCAGUCUGUGCCUUCCCUUGGUGCCCGCCUAUUUUUGGACUCCCUGUUCCAGAUUCUCCAGAGUCUUGGUUACAACCGGCUUGUCCUUCAAAUUGGUAGAGGCACAGUGGUCCCUGAACCAUUCAGUACUGAGUCAUUCACUCUGGAUGUUUACAGGUAUAAGGAUUCUUUGCAAGAAGACCUUCAGCAAGCAGAUCUUGUCAUCAGCCACGCAGGUGCAGGAAGCUGUUUGGAGAGUCUCGAAAAAGGCAAGCCACUUGUGGUAGUUGUAAAUGAAAAAUUAAUGAACAAUCAUCAGUUUGAAUUGGCAAAGCAGUUGCACAAAGAAGGACAUCUCUUCUAUUGUACCUGCAGCACGCUUCCUGGGCUGUUACAGUCAAUGGAUUUAUCAACACUGAAAUGUUAUCCUCCUGGCCAGCCAGAAAAAUUUUCUGCAUUUUUGGAUAAAGUUGUUGGAUUACAAAAAUAAACUCAAAACUUUAAAAUA